Bolinopsis microptera is the source of this 3962-nucleotide messenger RNA. Its product is annotated as G2/mitotic-specific cyclin-B-like. Gene Ontology annotation, biological process: mitotic cell cycle phase transition; regulation of cyclin-dependent protein serine/threonine kinase activity. Lineage: Eukaryota; Metazoa; Ctenophora; Tentaculata; Lobata; Bolinopsidae. Gene Ontology annotation, cellular component: cytoplasm; cyclin-dependent protein kinase holoenzyme complex; nucleus. The transcript has 9 exons. Gene Ontology annotation, molecular function: cyclin-dependent protein serine/threonine kinase regulator activity. The record is from RefSeq and is a predicted model, not a curated record. The coding region runs from base 32 to 1174 and encodes 380 amino acids.
CACUACUAUAUAACAAAUAAUUUGAGCUAAUAUGGCUACUCACACAACUCGUCUUGGUUUGGGAGAGCGUGACAGAAAUUUAGCUCGCCCUGCUAUGAGGAGAAAUCCAGUAGACUGUAAAAACUCAAACAGAGAUAACGCUCUAAAACCAGCAUUAAAGCAAACUACCACCAAUGCCCUUGUGACAAACAAAGCAUACGACUUGAGAGUACGCAAGGUCGCUGCACUUAAGCCAUCCUCCAUUGCUAAUGUUCCGUAUGCAAAGAAAGAAACUGCGGAACCAAGCAAAAAGAAGAAAACUACAGACGUUGUUGAAGAUUUAACGAGUAAACUUCAAAACAUUUCUGUGGAGGACAUCGACGAGGAUGACAAAGAGAAUCCUCUGUUAUGCAGCGAGUACAUCAACGAUAUAUAUGCGUACAUGAAAAUCAUGGAAAUAGAAUAUCGUGUUGAUGCUGAUUAUAUAAAGAAAAAGACAGACAUUACCGAUAGAAUGCGAGGAAUUCUGGUGGACUGGCUGAUCCAGGUUCAUCUGAAGUUCAAACUCCUCCAAGAGACAUUAUACCUUACAGUUGCUAUUCUAGACCGAUACUUAUCUGUUACUGACAUUAAAAGAGAUAAAUUGCAGUUGACAGGAGUGACCUGUAUGCUGAUUGCCAGUAAAUUCGAGGAGAUCUACGCUCCUGAAGUUAACGACUUUGUUUACAUUACAGACAACGCCUACACAUUCCAGAAUAUCCUCGAUAUGGAGAUAAAUGUUCUGAACACAUUGGAGUUCGAUCUGAACCACCCACUCCCACUUCACUUCUUGAGGAGGAACAGCAAGGCUGGCAAUGCUGACGGCAAGGUCCACACUCUCGGAAAAUACCUCACCGAAAUCUGCCUCACUCAUAUGUCAAUGCUGAAGUUCAAGCCGAGCGAGUUAGCAGCAGGAGCAUUCCUAGUAGCACAGCAUGUACUGAUGCCAGAUAAAAAGUGGAACAGCACUCUGACCCACUACACAGGGUACACACGAGACAUGGCUCUCGUCCCUGCUAAAGCUAUCUGCGAGUUGGUGAUACGAGCAGAGAAGAGCAAGCACCAAGCCGUCAGAAACAAGUACAGUUCCUCAAAAUUCAUGUCAGUCAGCAGUCUGGACGAAUUAGAACGUGUUCAUGACAUCCUCGAGGAAUAGAUCAGGAAUGUCAGUGACAUUGUUCAACUAUUUGUGACACUUUUGCAGGACGCGGGGCUGGGGGAUGUAAUAUAUAAGUGGUUUUUACUGAUCCUUUAUUAAAGGACUUGACAGACUUAGCGAAGUUUUUUAAUUACUUCGCUUAUAGUUGAUAUUAUAGUACGAAAGACCAAUUUUUAUCGUGUGUUUUUACUUUUUGGGUUGCUUCUUGAAUCUUGAUUUAAUAAAAAGCCAAUAUAUUCGAGUUGUUCCAAACCAACACACAGGUCUCAUUCAAAUAUUUCUAAUGCCAUUAAAUGGAGCUCCGAAGAGCGCUCGAAUCUGACUUAGAUCAGUUGAUUUUUGGCGGAAGACUUAGUGUUACUGUGUUAAUACCAACUAUUUACAACUCGGCGUAAUAAUGCAGUUCCGAAGAGUUUAUUAAGCUGUUUUUUAUUUCGAGAAAUUUCUAUUACAAUAUAAGAUGAUGACUUUAAUAUGAUAAUUGCUAAUUGAUGACUACUUAUGACCAAAACAACGACUUUUUGCCGGAUCUUUGGCAUGACAAUUGUAACCGACUGACAGUGUUCUCCUGUAACCCUUUACAGGGUUUACAUCAGUCAGUUUUCAGUUUUUCAGACGUGAAAUUAUGUAUCAAGUAAAUUAAUUAAAGACUUGCGCAUAAUUAACGAUAUUUAAUAUUUUGCUGUUCAAUAUUGGUAAUUAAUGUAACAGAUAGAUCAAAAAACAUGCAUAAUUUUCAAAAUUUGUCGAGAUCAUAAUUUUGAUUUGAUGUCGAAUAAAGCAUGGUAUCAUAAUUUUACGAUAUUGAUAUUUAUAACCAACUCGGUGUAUUCAAUUCAUGUACAUUAUUAUUUAAGUAUUAUUAACUUGUUGUUAUUUAAGUCUGGCUGUCUAAUUUCAUCGAAAAUUAAAUUGAAUCGAUAAUUGUGUUCUUCCAAUUCGUCUAACUUAACAGAAAUAUCUAUCAACUUUCGGUAUAAUGCAUUUUAUAAAACUUAUAUUCUAUUACCUCAGUAGUGCUAAAAUGGCAACUAAGGUCGCAGCAUCCAAACCAUCAGGCCCAGCAGCCGCCAAGAUCGCGAUGAAAGGAGGCAAGUCCAACAAGAAACAGUUCAAGGACAAGGAAAAGCCCACCGACAUCAGACUGAGCAACAUUGAAGCCGCUAAAGCCGUUGCAGAUGCCAUCAGGACCAGUCUGGGACCUAAAGGUAUGGACAAGAUGAUCCAGGGCAAAACUGGAGACGUCACCAUCACAAACGACGGUGCUACAAUCUUGAAAGAGAUGCAAGUGUUCCACCCUGCAGCCAGGAUGUUGGUGGAGCUCAGCAAGGCUCAGGAUAUUGAGGCUGGAGAUGGAACCACUUCCGUGGUUGUCAUUUGUGGUGCUCUUCUGGACGCUGCUCGCAAACUUCUCCAACGUGGCAUCCAUCCUACCACUAUCUCCGAAGCUUUUCAGAUCGCUCAGGCCAAAUGUGUGGAGGUCCUUACUUCUAUCGCUAUGCCCAUGAAGUUAUCAGACACUGAAUCUCUGAUCAAGAUGGCCUCUACCUCCCUAAACUCUAAAGUGGUUUCCCAAUACUCCGGUCUUCUCGCUCCUCUGUCUGUUCAGGCUAUCAUGAACAUCAUUGAUCCCGAAACCGCCACCAAUGUCAAUCUCAAAGACAUCCGGGUCGUUGCCAAAGUUGGAGGAACUGUUGAAGAUACCAGACUAGUAAAUGGAAUCGUCUUGACCCAAAGAGCACAAGCAACUGGAGUUCACAGAGUUGAACGAGCAAAGGUAGCCCUCAUUCAGUUCUGUCUGUCUCCUCCUAAAUCUGAUAUGGAUUCCCAAGUAGUGAUCUCGGACUACACCCAAAUGGACAGGAUCUUGAGGGAAGAACGAGCCUACAUCCUCGAUCUGUGCAAGAAGAUAAAGAAGAGUGGAGCUAACGUGCUCCUGAUCCAGAAAUCAAUCCUCCGAGAUGCUCUGAACGACAUGGCACUUCACUUCCUGACCAAGAUGAAGGUUCUGGUUGUCAAGGACAUCGAGAGGGACGAGAUUGACUUCGUGAGCAGGACACUGGGAUGUCGACCCAUCGCCACCGCAGACCACAUGCUCCCUGAACAUCUGGGACAGGCUGACCUUGUAGAGGAAAUCCACGUCGGAGGUGGCAACAAGGUAGUGUCUAUCACCGGGUGCCAGAGCAAUGCCAAAACAUGCUCUAUUUUGGUACAAGGAAGUAACAAACUGCUGGCUGAUGAAGCUGAGAGGUCUAUCCAUGAUGCUCUUUGUGUUAUCAGGUGUUUGGUUAAGAACAAGAACAUGAUUGCUGGCGGUGGAGCUCCUGAAAUUGAACUUAGUAUCCAGUUAGCGCAAUAUGCUGCUACACUCAGCGGAGUAGAGUCUCAUUGUAUCAAAGCAUUCGCUGAUGCACUGGAAAUCAUCCCAUUCACACUGGCUGAAAAUGCUGGACUCCCUCCAAUCAACAUCGUCACGGAGCUCCGAAACCGUCACGCUCAAGGAGAGGCUAUGGCCGGUAUCAACGUCAAGAAAUGCUGCAUCACUAAUAUCACAGAGGAGAACGUACUGCAGCCCCUGCUCGUUUCCAUCAGCGCCAUCACUCUCGCUAGUGAAACUGUGAGGAGCAUUCUCAAAAUCGAUGAUAUUGUUAACACAUCACGCUAGAUACAAUAAUCAGUUUCGUCCGACUCUUAUUUGUUUAAGUUUAUUUGUACUAUUGGUAUUUUGAGCGAGCUGUAUAUUAUGUUUUUAUACCAAAAGGCACUAUUUUCGUAUCAAGAAUAA